Molecule: messenger RNA, 2758 nt
Organism: Mustela erminea (ermine)
Lineage: Eukaryota; Metazoa; Chordata; Mammalia; Carnivora; Mustelidae
Gene: LRIF1
Product: ligand dependent nuclear receptor interacting factor 1
Exons: 4
Coding region: 449-2737 (762 amino acids)
Biological process (GO): regulation of DNA-templated transcription
Molecular function (GO): nuclear retinoic acid receptor binding
Source: RefSeq, a predicted model, not a curated record
GGAAGCCAGUCUGAGCUUUGCCCGGCUGGCUACUGCGGUGGGCGGGGUCGGCCGGGCCAGUCCCGCACGGUCUUCUCCACUGACCCGGCACCCCUAGAGGCGGCGCCGUUAAAGCCACGCCUUCCGUGUUGUCUCCGGAUGGCUCUGAAGCGAUGUCGUAGGCUCGCCGGGGCGGAGACUCGGGCCGCUCCUCUCAGAGGCUAGGACCCGAGCGGCGUCGUCACCCGCUUGGAUUCUUCCGGUUUGUGGUGGCUGCGUCGCGUCUUUCCGAAGGCUAGGGAUACGCCCUCCCUAGACCCUGCCGUCGCCCUCCUUUCAGCAUCGAACCUGAGUUGCUCCGGGACACCUCCAGCCCAACCUUCUUUCGCUCAGGUUCUCUCCCUUUGGAGGACCUCGGCCCCCCAUUGCCCACUUUCCUGGAUGUGCUGGCCCCUCCCACCCCUCUAAAAUGUCCAAUAACCUACAGAGGGUCUUCCUGAAACCCGCAGAGGAAAAGUCAGGCAACGCCUCGCAGUGUGUUUCAGGCUGCAUGUACCAAGUAGUUCAGACGAUUGGCUCCGAUGGAAAAAAUCUUCUGCAAUUACUUCCAAUUCCUAAUUCUUCUGGAAAUCUUAUACCGCUAGUUCAAUCUUCAGUCAUGUCUGAUGCUUUGAAAGGGAAUACAGGAAGCCCAGUUCAAGUUACUUUUCAGACUCAGAUUUCCAGCUCUUCCACAAGUGCAUCAGUUCAAUUGCCCAUUUUUCAGCCAGCCAGUUCUUCAAACUAUUUUCUUACAAGAACAGUAGAUACAGCAGAAAAAGUUAGAGUUACUUCUGUGGGAACUGAAAAUUUUACCUCAUCAGUUUCUAAAGUUCAGAGUCAUGGUGUGAAAAUUGAUGGACUCACCAUGCAAACAUUUGCUGUUUCUCCUUCCUCAACACAAAAUGAUUCACCUUAUAUUUUAGUAAAUACUCAGAGUCUUCCAAUGACUGUGAAGUCUCCAGUUUUGCCUUCUGGGCAUCAUUUACAGAUUCCUGCCCAUGCUGAAGUGAAAUCUGUACCAGCGUCUUCAUUGCCUCCUUCAGUUCAGCAAAAGAUACUUGCAACUGCAACCACAAGUACCUCAGGAACAGUUGAGGCCUCCCAAAUACCAACUGUUAUUUACGUAUCUCCUGUAAAUACAGUGAAAAAUGUAGUUACCAAGAACUUUCAAAACAUUUACCCAAAACCUGUUACAGAAAUAGCAAAGCCAGUGAUACUAAAUACCACACAAAUUCCAAUGAAUGUUGCUAAAGAGACACAGUUAAAAGGUGGUCAGCAUUCUCAAGCUGCUCCUGUGAAAUGGAUUUUUCAAGAAAAUCUACAGCCUUGCAGUCCAUCUCUUGUUCCUGUUAAGUCUUCAAAUAAUGUGGCUUCAAAGAUUUUAAAAACUUUUGUAGAUAGGAAAAAUUUGGGAGAUAACACUAUAAAUAUGCCAUCACUAAGUACUCUCAGUCCUAGUGGGACACAAUCCAAAAGUAUGCCUAUUAAAGAUAAUGCCUUGGUUAUGUUUAAUGGGAAAGUCUAUCUAUUGGCUAAAAAGGGGACAGAUGUUUUGCCAUCACAAAUUGACCAACAGAAUUCUAUUUCUCCUGAUAUUCCACCAAGAAAAGAUACAUCACAAAUAGUGAGUUCAAGUCCAAUCACAGAAAUAUCCAGAGAGGUUGUAAAUAUUGUUUUGGCUAAAAGUAAAUCUUGCCAGAUGGAGACAAAAUCACUUUCAAAUACUCAGCCUGCUUCCAUGAUCAAUCUAAGGGCAGAGAAGAAUAAAAAAGUGGAGAAACCAUCUCUUUCUACCCCAAACCCACAUAAUAUGAAUCAAUCCAUUAACUACUUAAAACAGAGUAAGACUUUAUUCACAAAGCCACACUUUCCAGAUGGAUUUAGUACAGUACAAAAUGCCCCCAGAAAAGGAAAUAUCAUCCAAAGCAUAGAGAAAAUAAGUUCCUCUGUUGAUGCAACAACUCUUACUUCACAACAGUGUGUUUUCAGAGACCAAGAACCAAAGAUUCAGAAUGAGAUGGCAUCAACAUUCAAAAAAGUUACUCAAGAAAGAAAUGACAAGAACCAUUCCCAAGGAGGAAGCAGUAAGGCAUCAUAUCUGAAGAGUGAUGCAGAAUUUAAAAAGAUAUUUGGUCUCACUAAAGAUUUGAGAGUAUGCCUUACUCGUAUUCCUGAUCAUUUGGCCUCUGGAGAAGGUUUUGAUUCCUUUAGCAGUUUGGUGAAGAGUGAUACUUACAAAGAGACUGAAUUGAUAGUGAAGGAAGAAAAGAAAAAACAGGGUUUUGAUAAAAAAAGAAAAGCAAAAACCGUUAAGAAGAUGGAUCAUACAAAGAAGAGAAAAACUGAGAGCGUGUAUAACACAGCUGCAAAUGGAGGAACUAACGUCACCAAUUCCCAACUCGUCAGCAGUAUUUUACCAACUUCAGAUGUAUCAUGCCAUAACAUUCUCACAAGCCGCAACAAAACCAGAGAAGAAAAGAGAACUGAGGUUGAACAUUAUACCCCUGAGAACCAGGAAAAAGGCACAUUGAGUUCAAAUGCAGCUUUUGAACAGAGUCAUUCCUUUAAUAAAAAUUACACUGAAGAUAUUUUCCCCAUGACGCCACCAGAGUUAGAAGAAACCAUUCGAGAUGAAAAAAUAAGAAGACUUAAACAGGUUCUGAGAGAGAAAGAAGCAGCUCUUGAAGAAAUGCGUAAGAAGAUGCAACAAAAAUAAUAAAAUAUUGCUAUACUUAAA